This is a messenger RNA of Lotus japonicus, 2108 nucleotides long. Its product is annotated as pyruvate kinase isozyme A, chloroplastic-like. Gene Ontology annotation, molecular function: magnesium ion binding; pyruvate kinase activity; potassium ion binding. Bases 164 to 1918 code for a protein of 584 amino acids. Gene Ontology annotation, cellular component: cytoplasm. Gene Ontology annotation, biological process: glycolytic process. The record is from RefSeq and is a predicted model, not a curated record. The transcript is spliced from 7 exons. NCBI's taxonomy places the organism in Eukaryota, Viridiplantae, Streptophyta, Magnoliopsida, Fabales, Fabaceae.
UUUUCUGCAACCAAAAUCCAAACGUUGGCGGAGUUUACAACAGAAACCCUUCAAAACCCACUUCUAAAUUGCUCCAAAGUUCAUAACUUCGAUCCCACAUUACCGAUUUACACCUUGAUUGUUCCGCACUAGAACCUCGGUUGAAGUUUCUGCAACCACUAUUAUGGCCAUGGUUUUCAAGUCAAUGGCUGCUUCAGCAAGCGAUCUAAGUCUCGUAAGACUAUCUAAUGGUGCUGGAAAGCCCCCAGUUGAUUUGAAGAGUCGAGUUUUUGGUGGCAGAGUUUUCAGUCUUGGAUUCUGUUGCAGGGGAGAGAAAUGGAAGGGGAAUCAUGGUGUUAAGGUUCGUGCAGCUUUGCAAUUGGAUGUGGAGGAACCAAAGAGUAAGAGUGCAUUGGAGGGAACACUUGGUUUGGAUGUGGUUUCUGAGGGAGAGUUAAUGGUGAAGGGGUUUAAGGGGUUGAGGAAGACAAAGCUGGUUUGUACUGUUGGUCCUGCUUGCAGCUCAUUGGAGGAUUUAGAGAAGUUGGCAUUGGGAGGAAUGAAUGUUGCCAGGUUUAAUAUGUGCCAUGGUACUAGGGAAUGGCACCGUGACGUGAUUAGGAAGAUUAAGAAGUUGAAUGAGGAAAAAGGUUUCUCUGUUUCUGUGAUGAUUGACACUGAGGGUAGUCAGAUUCAUGUUGUUGAUCACGGGGCUUCGUCCUCGGUUAAAGUAGAGGAAGGUUCGAUUUGGCGGUUUACUGCUGAACAUUUUGAGGGUUCUCGUCCAUUCACCGUUCAAGCAAACUAUAAAGGCUUUUCUGAAGGUAUUGAAGUGGGUGAUGAACUUGUUAUUGAUGGUGGAAUGGCAUGCUUUGAAGUCAUUGAGAAGACUGGAAAUGAUUUGCAUUGUAAGUGCAUAGAUGCUGGUCUUUUCUUGCCUGGGGCCAAAUUAAGUUUCUGGAGAGAUGGAAAGCUUGUGAGGAGGAAUUACAACCUGUCCGCUAUAUCAAAGAAGGAUUGGGCUGACAUUGACUUUGGUAUAGCAGAAGGUGUUGAUAUUUUUGCCUUAUCCUUUGUCAGUCAUGCUGAUUCUGUUAAGGACCUAAAGAACUAUCUCUCUACCAAAUCAACCAAAUCCAUAAAAGUACUGGCAAAGAUAGAAAGCUUAGAAUCCCUUUAUAAUCUGGAGGCAAUAGUGCAAGCUUCUGACGGGAUCAUGGUGGCUCGGGGUGACCUGGGAGUUGAAAUACCACUUGAACAGAUUCCUACAGUCCAAGAGGAUAUAAUUUACAUUUGCAGACAACUAAACAAGCCCGUGAUUGUAGCUUCUCAGCUUCUUGAGUCAAUGGUUGAGUAUCCAACACCAACACGUGCCGAGGUAGCGGAUGUUUCUGAAGCAGUUCGACAGUACGCCGAUGCUUUGAUGCUGUCUGGUGAGUCAGCUAUUGGAUCAUUUGGACAGAAAGCUUUGGCAGUGUUGGAUAUGGCUAGCAGUAGAAUGGAAUCAUGGAGCCGUGAGGAAAACAGACAAAAUCUUCUCAAUCACCACAAACUUGGAGCAUCAUUGCCAGAUUGCAUCACUGAGCAAAUAUGCAAUUGUGCUGUUGAAAUGGCCAACAACCUGGGUGUGGAUGCCAUCUUUGUAUACACAAAGCAUGGAUACAUGGCAUCUCUCCUAUCACGCAAUCGACCAAAUCCUCCAAUCUUUGCUUUCACCGAUGAUGACAACACAUGUAUGGCUCUGAAUUUGCAGUGGGGUGUGGUUCCCCUUCUUGUUGAUUUGUCAGAUGAUGCUGAAGCUAACAUCUCAAAAUCAGUCCAGCUUAUGAAGUCUAAAGGGUUGAUCAACAAAGAAGAUGUGGUUCUUGUGGUCUCUGACGUUGCUCCAACCCGCACAACCAUGGCUUUCCAGUCAAUUCAGGUAAAGACUAUUAUCUAGAAUGCAAGGCUGCAAAAAUGUUGAACUGACACGUGUCUGUAUAUUUUCUAGGCCUUGGGGUUUGGAUUUUGUAUUCCUAGCUUUUUGUUUUUUUUUAUAAAACGUUAAAUUUUUCAGUAGAGAAGUGGUUGUAAAACUCUUUGACGAUUUGUUUCUUAUACAUCCUCUUCUAAGAGUUGAAAUUCAUGCA